Aspergillus terreus NIH2624 is the source of this 951-nucleotide messenger RNA. RefSeq names its product oxidase ustYa family protein. Lineage: Eukaryota; Fungi; Ascomycota; Eurotiomycetes; Eurotiales; Aspergillaceae. Gene Ontology annotation, biological process: mycotoxin biosynthetic process. The record is from RefSeq and is a predicted model, not a curated record. The transcript has 2 exons. The coding region runs from base 1 to 951 and encodes 316 amino acids.
AUGUACGACCAGGACAUAACGGAAAGCAACCAUAGUCACUCUGGCGAUGACAGUCCUCAUGAGGCCAGUAGUGAGAGAGAUUCGGAAAAGGGUCUCCUGACGGGCGAUUUCGCCCCAAGGCCAACAGAGCACCGCUCCAAGUAUCAUGGACCACGCUCACGGCGAUGGAACGUUCGCUCUUGCGCCUGGACGUUCUGGCUCACCUGUAUCAAUAUUACUAUGCUAUGCGGAUCUGUUCUCUUCCUGAUGUCGCCCCUCUCGAGUGGGGCCUGCCUGCAACAUCUGAACGACCAGGAUAAAUGGAAAGCAUCCUCAGCCUAUGCCCCAAUAUUUGAAAGAUUCGACAUCCCCCGACAGGAGCUCAUUACAAACGGCUCACUGUACGAUGGCUCCCCACCGUCCAUCCUGCGCAUCCCCCAGGGUGAUGAAGCGGACGCGGAGUGGAACCGCAUCGGCUCCCACGUCUUCCCAAUCCUUAUAUCAGCCGAGGAGGUCCGCAAACUGGGCAAGGAUCCCUCCCUUGCCGUCCGGGUGCCUGAUGAAUUCGGCUUCGGGCCAGACGCCUACCUCGCCCAGACCGAGGUCUUCCACCUCCUGCACUGCCUCGACAUGCUCCGGAAGGAAAUCUCCUACGAGCAUUACUAUUUCCCAAAGUUUGGCAACAAUCCGGACGCGCAGCAUACGGCGCACAUUGGGCAUUGUGUGGAUCUGCUGGCGCAGUUCAUCAAGUGCCAGAGCCCUGUAGAUGUGAUACUGUUUAAUUGGGUCGAGGGCUGGGAUCAGCCGUUUCCGGACUUCUUUAAUAAGCAUGUGUGUGUGGAUUUCGAGGCAUUGCUGGCGUAUAUAAAUGAGAAUUCGGUGCCGAAGGACGUCUUUCUGCAGAUGAAGGAGCCUCCAGCGGGGUAUCCUGUUCAGCCAGAUCCUUCCGUUGCUCCAUUUGUGGGUACCUGA